GUGAAAGAAAAAUCCACAGAUGCGAUUGAAAAACCCACUGGUGUUUUGAUGUACUCCUUGGCAAGCAGCAAUAUCAAAGAUGAAUCACAGAUCAAGUUUGUUAGUAACUACAUUGCAAACAAGAAGUUGGCAUCUGCGAUACAACUGACAGCUGCGGUGGAUUUUAUGAAGGCCAAUCCAGUUUUGCCUGUUGAUGUGGCUGCCUUUGAAAAAAAUUGUGGUAUUGGAGUAAACAUCACACCUGAUCAGAUUAAAGACUGUGUUGAAGAACUUAUCAAGAAACACAAGGAAGAAUUGUUGAAGAAACGCUACAAAUUCAAUGUUGGAAUAAUAAUGGGAAAGGCAAGAGAGAAGUUGAAGUGGGCAGAUGGAAAAGCUGUGAAAGCAGAAAUUGAUAUGCAGAUCUUAGAUUUGCUUGGACCUAAAACUGAAGCAGACAUGCAGGCUUUCAAAACAAAGGAGGCCAAGCCCAGCAAAGAGGGAAAGCCAGCAAAAGAGUCUCGUCCUGCAGCUGUAGAGGUUUCAUGA
Pocillopora verrucosa is the source of this 528-nucleotide messenger RNA. Lineage: Eukaryota; Metazoa; Cnidaria; Anthozoa; Scleractinia; Pocilloporidae. The record is from RefSeq and is a predicted model, not a curated record.